AUGGGUCGGCCUAAUGCAAUCAGUGCGACUGACAGCUCAUGCCCUCAUCCUGAACGCCAGCCAUUCAUCUCGAUACUAGCACAGCUAUCUGAAAUCAUGCUGAAAUCGAAGAACGAUAUAUAUGGCCAGCAACAGAUAUCUCUACCAUCUUUGCGGAAGAGUGCUCAGAAUAUCUUCAGUGAUCUGCAAGGAUCAUGGCAGAAGAAUCGACAUGUGGAGGAAAAUAGCUCUCAGCUAGCUUUCCAGUCGGACUCAUGGCUUAGUUUAGCAUGUCGUGUUACUGUUAAAGCCGCUGUUCGCCUUAUAAGUUUUACGAAGAAUGCUUCCCGCAUCGACCCAGACGUGAGACUCAUAGAUCAAGCCAUGGGAUUCCUGUUGGCGUUGCCUCACGCUGACGUCGUCUCACGCAUGAUGUUGGUUAUCUCUCGGCUGCGACACAAAGUUGUGGAGCAGUUAGAAAUAACAGAGACAGGACCUCAUAUACCUCGUGAGGACUAUUUGCAGCCUCAGUACAGCAGGCAACUUGGAUUGCCUCCGCAGUCCACUCCAGUGGCAGCGUUUCAACCGGCAGUUGCGCCAAUACUCGAGUCAGACAUGAUCGGACGAUCCGACUUGGAAGACACAACUAACGGUCUGGCUGAAGAGAACAAUGGUGGCUUCAAUUUCGAUGUGCUUGCUGCGGAUUUUGGAAAUUUGUUUGAUUUUAGUACAAUGGACAUAAGCAGCAUGGAGGAUAUCUUAAACACGGAGACGGAUUGGCGCUACCGGAAUCAGUUCAAUUAUGAAUCAAGUGGCGUACAUUCAUGA
Molecule: messenger RNA, 807 nt
Organism: Penicillium soppii
Lineage: Eukaryota; Fungi; Ascomycota; Eurotiomycetes; Eurotiales; Aspergillaceae
Product: transcription factor domain-containing protein
Exons: 3
Coding region: 1-807 (268 amino acids)
Source: RefSeq, a predicted model, not a curated record